This is a messenger RNA of Rotaria socialis, 900 nucleotides long. Lineage: Eukaryota; Metazoa; Rotifera; Eurotatoria; Philodinida; Philodinidae. The record is from the annotation of a GenBank genome assembly.
AUGAGACGACUAAUCGUGGUUGUUGGAGCGGAUGGUCGACAAGGUAGUAGUGUAAUCGAAGCACUACUUGAAUAUUCAGACAAAUGGCACAUUCGAGGAAUCACUGGAGACUUAACAUCAACGUAUAGUCAGGAACUGAUUAGACGUGGUGUACAAAUGGUCAAAUGUGACAUUAAUAAUCGAGAGGAAUGCUGCCUGGCAUUUACUGGUGCAUAUGGUGUAUUUGCGAUAACGAACUAUUGGAAUGCAACAGAUGGAGGUGAAUAUGAGCAAGCUUUUAACUUGAUUGAAGCAGCAAGAAAAGUAAACGUUCAACAUUUUAUUGCAAGUGGUAUACCAGAUAUGGCAGCUUUUGAGAAAAAUCAAUUCGAUUUACCUCUGCACUCUAUCAACAAAACUCAACUGGAAAAUUAUAUUCGACGAUUACCAUCUGAUUCUACGUUUGUUCAUGUAACCUUUAUUCACGCUGGUUUCUAUUAUCAUAAUUUUAUAACAUUCUUUGUACCUUACACGGAAAAUAUUGAAUUUCGCCAUCCCAUUCUUUCAUAUGGUCGUAUUCCUAUGUAUGAUGUACGUGAUACGGGCAAAAUUGUACGCGAAUGUUUUGAACAUCCUGAGCGUUGGGGCCAUCGGCAAACGGUACCAAUCGUGGCAGAGCAAUUAACUAUGGAAGAAAUUUGUAAGACAAUUCAAGAAAUAUCUGAAAAAUAUAUAGAUUUUAUUCCUUUAUCAUACGAUGAAGCUCUUGUUAAACUUCAUCGAGAAACUGUAAAUAAUUUGAGAUGGUAUAAUGAAUUUGGUAGUACCGAUGAACGGCAGGCGGAAAAGACGAAAGAAAUUUAUCCGAAAAUAAAAACAUUCGCUGAAUGGGUACGAGAAACUCAAUGGUUGAUGGAAUAA